ACGUGUUUUCAUCGUUUUGCCCCAAUGGCUGGUUCGCCUUCUCAACUUCCACGCUCCGUGCCUCCAAAAUCUGACGAAGAAAAGAGUUCGACCAAAGAAGAGGACUCGGCUAGGAUGAAAGUAAAUAUCCAAAUCUUAUUGACUCCGAAAAGCUUGCUGGUCGAAGUGAGGAAUCGGGAUACCGUUCAAGAGGUUAAAUUAAUGAUUCAAGCCAAGGAAGGGAUUCCGCUGGAUGAGUUCAAUCUGGUAUUCGGGGUAAAGUUGCUUGCGGAGGACAGGACCUCGCCUCGCUCGACUUGCAGCAAGAGCCCACAUUUUAUUUGGUUCUCCAUCCCAAAGAUGAUGUGUCAGUUAUUGUGAACAUGUCCAAUCACAGAGUCACAAUAGGAGCUAAAUUUUGGUACACUGUGGGUCAUGUCAAAGCUUUGACCAUAGCAAAGAUGUGUGUGCUGGUCAUGAGUUUGCAUAUGCUUUAUCAGGGGAAGCAGCUUGAGCUUCUUAC
Syzygium oleosum is the source of this 502-nucleotide messenger RNA. RefSeq lists its product as uncharacterized. The transcript has 2 exons. The record is from RefSeq and is a predicted model, not a curated record. Bases 25 to 360 code for a protein of 111 amino acids. Gene Ontology annotation, molecular function: protein binding. NCBI's taxonomy places the organism in Eukaryota, Viridiplantae, Streptophyta, Magnoliopsida, Myrtales, Myrtaceae.